AUGUCAGGCCCACCAGAAGAAUCAAGGAGGAAUCUCAUCCUCGCCAAACAGCGGGAACGAGAAGCCGCCGAACACCAACGUCAGAAGGAUGCUUUGUUGAAGGAAGCCGAGAAGGAUCAUACGGUUAACAAGUUUAUCGGAGUAACGGAAAAUUUAGAUGAAAGAUUGAUCAAAACGACAGUCGGUCUGGUGACGCUCUCAGAAUUUCAGAAAACCAAAGAUGAUCUCGAGGAACGUCAGAGGCAGCUGGCAGCCCAAGUCGCCGCGGAUAAAGGAACGAAAGGUGUCGUGAAACCAAAGAAAACGAAAAAGAAAGAAAAGUCAAAGUUGUCAUUUGCAGAUGAAGAGGAAGAGGACGCUUCUGUAGGCGACAAACGGACGAGGGAUGAAGAUGAUGAAACGAGGUCCAAGAAGAAAUUCAGCAAAAACCCUGCAGUCGACACAUCAUUCCUUCCGGAUCGUCAGCGAGAAGAGAGGGAGCUGAUAGAACGGGAACAGCUACGCAAGAAGUGGCUAGCUGAGCAGGAGAAGACUAAAGCAGAGACCAUCGAGAUUACCUAUUCUUUCUGGGAUGGUAGUGGUCACAGGAAAAGUGUGGAGUGCAAGAAAGGGGACGACAUUGGCACAUUCCUGAACAAGUGUCGUCAGCAGUUCCCAGAGCUUCGUGGUACUAGUGUUGAGAACUUGAUGUACAUUAAGGAAGAUCUUAUUAUUCCACAUCACUAUACAUUCUACGAUUUCAUCAUCAACAAAGCUCGAGGAAAGUCAGGACCUCUUUUCAACUUUGAUGUACACGACGAUGUGCGUCUGCUAGCGGAUGCGACAGUGGAAAAGGAUGAGUCACACGCUGGUAAAGUCGUUGAGAGAUCAUGGUACAAUCGAUAUAAACAUAUAUUCCCUGCGUCGAGGUGGGAGGUGUAUGAUCCUGACAAGGAUUAUGGUUCUUAUCGAGUCGCAUAG
Kwoniella botswanensis is the source of this 960-nucleotide messenger RNA. RefSeq lists its product as uncharacterized. Lineage: Eukaryota; Fungi; Basidiomycota; Tremellomycetes; Tremellales; Cryptococcaceae. Gene Ontology annotation, biological process: chromatin organization. Gene Ontology annotation, cellular component: nucleus. The transcript has 11 exons. The record is from RefSeq and is a predicted model, not a curated record. The coding region runs from base 1 to 960 and encodes 319 amino acids.